Messenger RNA from Kwoniella botswanensis, 1683 nucleotides. RefSeq lists its product as uncharacterized. Gene Ontology annotation, molecular function: transmembrane transporter activity. NCBI's taxonomy places the organism in Eukaryota, Fungi, Basidiomycota, Tremellomycetes, Tremellales, Cryptococcaceae. Gene Ontology annotation, biological process: transmembrane transport. The transcript has 4 exons. The record is from RefSeq and is a predicted model, not a curated record. Bases 1 to 1683 code for a protein of 560 amino acids. Gene Ontology annotation, cellular component: membrane.
AUGACCGACGUUAAAGAUAAAAAGCAGGAGAUCUUCCCUACUGGCGAUUCAGCUUUGACAUUAUGUCUUGGCACCGAUCCACCAGCUUCCACUCCGAAAGAUGCUCAGACGAUCUCCGCAAGUAAUCAAGAGAAGAGCACUACGCCAUGUCCGAGCAUCGCUGCCCAAUCACGAUCUCCAGCUGACAACGCAAAUGCAGAGAUAGAUCAUGUGGCAGUAAAGAUGUCCGACAAAAGGAGGUGGAUAUUAUUAGCCCUUUUUAGCUUUUCCCUCAUUGUCGAUCAGUGGGCAUACUUUGGCUUCUUCCUAUUCGUCCCUCAGAUAUCAUCCGAGUUCAACAUCCCUACCUUCCAGCAAUCAUGGAUUAUCACUUCCUAUCUAAUCACAUUCGGCGCUACCAUCCUCUUAUUCGGUCGUACUUCCGACCUAUACCCUCCAUCAAUAGUAUUCACCUACGGAUUCCUCGUUUUGGGCGUCAUCAACUUGAUCAUCUCAUUUUUACCUGAACUAUACUCAUAUUUCGUUUUUAGGGCUUUAUCAGGUAUAGCAGGAGCUUCCCUCAUCCCUUCGGCAUUCAAGUUGAUCUCUGGUAUUUUUCCUAAAGACAAACUCGGUAAAGCCCUUACGAUCUAUUCUGCCGCUGCACCUGUAGGAGGUGGAACUGGAAUCAUCGUUGCCGGAGUGGUUGAUCUGAUACCAUAUCAAAGUGGGCAGAUGGCUUCUUGGAGGUGGUUCAGUAGGAUACUAGCGGUAUUGAUCUUUAUCCCUGCGGUUGGAUCGAUCUGGUGGUUACCUAAGGAAAUUGGAUACGAUGAAGAACAACAUAUUAAGGAAAGCGGCAGAGAGAAAUUCAAAAGAUUGGAUUUAGGCGGUUCAUUCCUCAUCCUCGCUGCUAUCCUCCUACUGAUCCUAUCCCUAACAAUGGGAGGCGAUCACGGUUUCGGCACAGCCUACUUUAUCGCACCAUUUAUCAUUUCCCUAUUCCUCUUUCCAGCCUUUCUAUGGUACGAAUCCAAACUUCCUGAAGGAUACCCUCUACUUCCACCUAGAACAUUCAAAAUAACCAACGUCUCCGUGUUCCUGUUCCUAGGGUUGAUCUUGUUCUCAUGGUGGGCAGUACUCAAUUUCGCUUUGGUCAAUAUAUACUUAACAGAAAGGAAUCAAAGUGGAAUUUUAGUAGCGGUUAGGGUACUACCUCAACCUAUUGCUGCAACCACCGCCACAGUCCUCUUAUCAAGAUGGUCAUGGUUUACUCAUCAUCCUCGAUAUGCUAUAACCACCGGUAUGGUCCUGGCUAUAGGUGGAUAUGGACUGUUAAGUCAGUCGGGAGAUCAAGUUGGUACGGAUUAUUGGAAAUUCGUUUUCCCACCUUUGAUUUUUGGUUCGGGAGGUGCUAUGAUGGUUUAUUCAGCUACAAAUGUCGGCGUUAUCACUGCUGUACCACCUUCAAUAGCAGGUAUAGCCGGUGGUCUCCUUCAAGUCUCCUUUCAAGCUGGUUCGGCUCUCGCACUGGGUAUCCAAGCGGGCUUACUCACCGUCCAUCCGGGUUCUUUAGGCAACUUCAAGACUGUUCAGGCAUCUUUCUACUUCGAGAUGGGAUGGUUGGGUCUGGGGUUGAUAGUCUUUUUAGUUGGCUAUAGGAAUGUCAAGAAGUUAUCGGAGGACGUUGAAGUAGGUCAUUAG